AUGAGCCACAACGAGCAGAUCAUCGCCGGCUCGGCGAAGCACCCAAUUGUGCCCCAGCACUACAGGUAUGGCACCGCUGGCUUCCGCAUGAAGGCCGACCUCCUCGAGGGCGUGACCUAUCGUGUCGGCCUGCUCGCUGCCCUCCGCAGCCGCAAGCUCAACUCCCAAGCCAUCGGUGUCAUGAUCACAGCAAGCCACAACCCCGCCAUCGACAACGGCGUCAAGAUCGUGGACCCCAUGGGCGACAUGCUUGAGCAGGAGUGGGAGAGAUAUGCCACAGCUCUCGUCAACGCCCCGAGCGACAAAGACCUGGCCAAGAUCUACAAUGCUCUGGCCACCGAUCUCAAGAUCGAUCUCGAGGCCCCCGCCAAGGUCAUCUACGGCCGUGAUACCCGACCUUCAGGCCACACCUUGGUCACCGCCCUCGCCGAUGCCCUCGAUGCAACCAAUACCGAGCAUGUCGACUACAAGAUCCUCACCACCCCCCAACUCCAUUACCUUGUGCGCGCCACCAAUAGCGAAGGCACACCCGCCUCCUAUGGCGAGGUCAGCGAAGUCGGAUACUACAAGAAGCUCGCCGAGGCCUUUGUUCGGACCAUGAAGGGCAAGAGAAUCCCUCAAGUCCUCCAAGUAGACUGCGCCAACGGCGUCGGCGGUCCCAAGCUCAAGGAAUUCCUCAAGCACAUCCCUCAAGACAAGGUCCCCUUCGCAGUCCAGGUUGUAAACGACGAUGUCCUCCGCCCGGAGGUCCUAAACCUUGAUUCCGGCGCCGACUACGUCAAAACAAAGCAACGUGCUCCCCCCAUUCCUAAACCCCAACCCGGCCUGAGAUGCUGCUCGCUCGACGGCGACGCCGACCGCCUAAUCUACUACUGGCACGAUCCAGAGACCAACGUCUUCGUUAUGCUCGACGGCGACCGCAUCUCUUCGUUGGCGGCCUCCUUCAUCGGCGACCUUGUUGAGUCUGCCGGUCUCCGAGACGAACUCCGCAUCGGCGUAGUCCAAACCGCCUACGCCAACGGCGCAAGCACGCAUUACAUCACCCAACACCUGAAGCUCCCCGUCAUCUGCACCCCCACGGGAGUAAAGCACCUCCACCACGUAGCCCAGGGCUUUGACGUGGGAGUCUACUUUGAGGCCAACGGCCACGGCACCGUCCUCUUCUCCCUCGACGCCAUCAACGCCUUCAAGAAGACCACCCCCCAAUCCCCCGCCCAGAAGGAAGCCUUGGACACCUUGGCUGCCUUGACGGAUCUGAUCAACCAGACCGUCGGCGACGCUAUUUCGGAUAUGCUUCUUGUGGAAGUUAUUCUGGCGCACAAGAACUGGAACCUGAGGGACUGGGCUUUGACAUACCAGGAUCUGCCGAACAGACUUGUCAGAGUGGAGGUGGCGAACAAGGAUGUUUUUAGGACGACGGAUGCAGAGAGGAGGCUUUCUCAUCCGGAGGGGUGCCAGGCCGAGAUUGACCAGGAGGUGAAGAAGUUUAAGGAUGCGAGGUCGUUUGCCAGGGCUAGCGGGACGGAGAAUGCGAUGAGGGUUUAUGCCGAGGCGGCGACGAGGUCGGAGGCGAAUGAACUUGCGGAGAGGGUGGCUGGGAUUGUGAGUCGGUGGGGUGUUUAGUUGAUGCUUCAGGGCCGAUGCGGGGUUGGUGAGAGGAGGGGUUUGAGCAAGGCGUUUGGGGGGGUUGAUGAUGGUGAAGGGUUUAGGAGGAGGGGGAGGGCUAGUACGGAGGGGGUGUUGACGGGAGGACUGAGGAAGGCGAGAAAGGAGCAGGUUAGUACGGGGAGCGGGCACACGCUUGUUUGGACGACGUU
Molecule: messenger RNA, 1817 nt
Organism: Podospora pseudopauciseta
Lineage: Eukaryota; Fungi; Ascomycota; Sordariomycetes; Sordariales; Podosporaceae
Gene: PCM1
Product: Phosphoacetylglucosamine Mutase
Exons: 2
Coding region: 1-1623 (540 amino acids)
Biological process (GO): UDP-N-acetylglucosamine biosynthetic process; carbohydrate metabolic process
Molecular function (GO): phosphoacetylglucosamine mutase activity; magnesium ion binding
Source: RefSeq, a predicted model, not a curated record